This is a messenger RNA of Dioscorea cayenensis subsp. rotundata (Guinea yam), 2134 nucleotides long. RefSeq names its product purple acid phosphatase 15. The transcript is spliced from 7 exons. Gene Ontology annotation, molecular function: acid phosphatase activity; metal ion binding. NCBI's taxonomy places the organism in Eukaryota, Viridiplantae, Streptophyta, Magnoliopsida, Dioscoreales, Dioscoreaceae. Bases 77 to 1729 code for a protein of 550 amino acids. The record is from RefSeq and is a predicted model, not a curated record.
CCAAUGCCUCUCCUGCUCCUUCUCCUUCUCCGAUGAAACCCUAGAACUCCUCCAACUCCUGUCCUCUCUCGCCAAAAUGCCGAAUUUUUAUCCUAUUAUGGUCGCUUUUGCGAUUUUGAUGUUAUUGCUGUUGGUUUGUCUUGUGGAUGCUAUUCCUAUGACACUUGAUGGGCCGUUUCCUCCAUUGACGGUGUCUCUUGAUGAUAGUGGGUUCCGUGGGAAUGCUGUUGACCUCCCUGAUACUGAUCCCAGGGUACGUCGGAGGGUGAAUGGGUUUGAACCGGAGCAGAUCUCUGUUUCUCUCUCGUCUCUUGCUGAUUCUGUUUGGAUCUCUUGGAUUACAGGGGAAUCUCAAAUUGGGGAGGAUAUCAAGCCAUUGGAUCCUAAUAGCGUUGCUAGUGUUGUUCGAUAUGGAAGUCUGAGGCACACUUUGAGUCAUGAAGCCACUGGAUACUCACUUGUUUACAAUCAGCUUUAUCCAUUUCAAGGCCUUCAGAACUAUACUUCUGGGAUAAUCCAUCAUGUUCGCCUGACAGGGUUGGAGCCUGGGGAACAGUAUUAUUAUAAAUGUGGAGACCCUUCUAUACCAGCCAUGAGUGCUGUCCAUGCUUUCAAAACCAUGCCAAUUUCUAGUCCUCAAAGUUACCCAAAUCGAAUAGCUAUUGUUGGUGAUUUGGGUCUAACAUACAAUACCACGUCAACAAUUGAUCAUAUGAGUAGUAACGAGCCUGACUUGAUUGUAUUAGUUGGUGAUGUUACUUACGCAAAUUUGUACUUGACAAAUGGAACUGGGUCAGAUUGCUAUUCUUGUUCAUUUCCACAAACUCUGAUACAUGAAACAUACCAACCUCGAUGGGAUUACUGGGGAAGGUUUAUGGAGCCUGUGGUGUCAACAAUUCCACUAAUGGUUGUGGAAGGAAACCAUGAGAUAGAAGAACAGGCAGAGCAUAAAACUUUUCUUUCAUACAGCUCUAGAUUUGCUUUCCCAUCAGUAGAAAGUGGAUCUUUUUCCACAUUUUAUUAUUCUUUUAAUGCUGGGGGCAUUCAUUUCAUCAUGCUGGGUGCAUAUAUUUCCUACUACAAGCAGGGGGAACAGUACAAGUGGCUGGAAAGAGACCUGGCAAGUGUAGAUAGAACAGUGACGCCUUGGUUAAUAGCUACUUGGCAUCCCCCCUGGUAUAGCACCUACAAAGCACAUUACAGGGAAGCAGAAUGCAUGAGGGUUGAAAUGGAAGAGCUGCUGUACUUAUAUGGUGUUGAUGUAGUCUUCAAUGGUCAUGUUCAUGCAUAUGAAAGGUCGAACCGCGUCUACAACUUCUCCCUGGAUUCAUGCGCUCCUUUGCAUAUCAUGAUAGGUGAUGGCGGCAACCGGGAGAAGAUGGCAAUAAAACAUGCUGAUGAUCCUGGUGAAUGUCCUGAUCCAUUGACCACUCCAGAUGAGUACAUGGGUGGUUUUUGUGCUUUCAAUUUCACCACAGGUCCAGCUGCUGGUAAAUUCUGCUGGGAUCGCCAGCCUGAUUUCAGUGCCUACAGAGAGAGUAGCUUCGGACACGGAAUUCUUGAGGUGAAAAAUGAGACCCAUGCUCUAUGGACAUGGCACCGGAAUCAGGACACAUACAAUAGUGCAGGAGACCAGAUUUACAUUGUUAGGCAGCCUGACAAAUGCCCUGUUCGAACUAAUCCCGCACUCAAAUCUAAAUCGCCGCGUCAUUUACUUAGGGACAUCUAAAAGAUGUUAUGUACUAGUAGCAAGCAAGCUCCUUCCAAUUAAGUGUGGAGUUUUUUACAAUCACAUUGUUUCAAACCAAGUGAAGAUAAUAAUAUGUUGUUAGAGCUGUAGGGAAGUAUCCCUGUAGAACAGUAGUAGAUCAUUACAGAGAUUGAGCUAGAAGGUUAUAGACUUACAGUGAAAGAAAAUUUUGGAGUUUGAAUGACAUUAGAGAACGUUCACAGAGCUAAAGAAAUUAUGGUUUUGUAAUCAGUUUGAUAAUCACAGGAGAAUUAUUGGUGAUUUUGAUGUAUAGUAUAUGAAUUUGGUGUAUAGAGUAUUGUGUUAAUUGCCUAUUUUCAGUGUUUCCUUCCCUCCCUGUUUUGUUUCUGAGCAUGUAUUUUGUAGUGUUGUUAAUGUUAUGAA